AUGUCGGGUUUAAUUCACGUAGCGCUAGGGAGAUUUCAGUUACAGAGUGAAAGGUUGGUAGAGAAGCUGCAUGUUAGUUUGGUAGUUAAUAAAACGGGAGGAAGCCUUUGUUUAACGACAAUCAAUCGAGAAAUGCGGACUUCCGGUCGACACGAGACACAUGCUGUAAAUUUGUUUCAUUUUUUGUUUUGCAAAUACUUUGUUGCUGAAUGUUUCUAUCAUAUCUCAGCAGCUGAGGCUAGGAAAAUACAUACCAAACAUUCUGGUUUAAACUAUACUUGUAAAAAUUGCGUUCAACUGGGAAACAAUAUAACUGAUUUGAAAAAAGUCAUUGUCGAGUUGCAAAAUGAUAUUAAAACCUUGAAGUCGACUGUCCUUGAUCAACAAUCUCAUAAUUCUCCUGCUUCCUUACUCGAGGCCGAAAAAAUUGUCCAAGAAGUAGCUGAAAGGGAGAAACGCAAAUGUAAUAUUAUUAUAUAUGGUUGCAAGGAGGAUAAUGUUAAAUCAAAUAAAGAACAGAUUCAAUUAGAUGAGACUAAAUGGUAUUCCUACGAUUAUUACUCUGCCCACUUUAAACUGAAAAAGCCCAACAGUAUCUUAAAUAAUCUUACUUUAUAUUACCAAAAUGCUAGGGGAUUACGGUCUAAAACUCAUACUUUCUAUGUUAAUGCUUGUGAACUUGCUUUUGAUAUAAUAGUUGUAACUGAGUCAUGGUUGAAUGAUUCUGUUAAAAAUGCUGAAUUAUUUCCGUCUAAUUAUAAUGUAGUAAGAUGCGACAGAAAAUUUGACACUGUGGCUCGUACUAUGGGUGGUGGUGUGGUUGCUGGUUUAAUUAAUAAAAUAACCUAUCAAAUAAUUGACACUGCAGCUAUUGGAAAUUUAGUUCCACUAAUUGAUUUUAUUAUUUGUAAAUGUCAGUGCAACUCACAUAUUUUGUUCUUAGUAGCAUGUUACAUUCCACCUCAGGUCUCUCUUGCGGACUAUGAAUUAUUUUUUGAGGCUGUUGAGGUUCUUCUGGUAGGCCAAUCUAUUUUGUUGGUUGGUGAUUUUAACUUACCCCAUUUUAAUAAUUUGCAUACAAAUUGUCCUAAAGUAAGAUCACUCCGAAGUUUUUGUGACUCACUUCAACUACAUCAAUAUAAUAGCAUUUGUAAUUUGAACAAUGAACGACUAGAUUUAGUCUUUUCGAAUCUUCAGAAAAUUGUUGUAAGCCGAGAACUACACCCCUUUGUUAAAGAAGAUUCUUAUCACCCGGCCUUGUCACUAUACGUUGAAUAUCCGUCUAAGUCAAAUGCAUCGUUCUUUCCCUCUGCAAAAACUACAAGGUAUAACUUCCGUAAAGCCAAUUUCUUAUAUUUAUAUGAUGACCUCCUUAGUAUUGACUGGACUUUUCUGGAAAAAUGUCUUGACGUCGAUGAUGCGCUUGACACAUUCUAUGAUCAUCUAUAUAACAUUUUGAAUUGUUCCGUGCCUCAGUAUGCCGCCUGUAGUCACAAAGCUUCUUAUCCACCAUGGUUUACACCAAGUAUUAUCUCUAACCUAAAAGCUAAAGACUACUAUAGAAAAAAGUGGUUAUCAUCAAAUGUAGACUCAUUCUUCGAAGAAUAUAAAAGACUUCGGGCACUUUGUAAAAGACAAAUAUCGCUUUCUUAUCGAGAUUAUAUAAUGAAGGUUGAAAACUCAGUUCGUAAUAACCCCCGUGAAAUUUUUAAAUAUCUUCAGUUAAAGCAAGGUACUACAAGAAUACCCGGUAAAAUGUAUCAAGAUGACGUAUCGUUUGAAACUCCUGAAGAAAUAGUGAAUGGCUUUGCACAAGUUUUCUCAAGUAUAUAUCACCCUGCCUCAAAUGUGACUCCCAAUGACAAUUGCAAUCUUCCAUCUUUUAAACUUAUGUGUGUGUCUGACCAGGAAGUCGUGAAAAUUAUGGCAUCUUUUCCUAUUAAACAUACUGCGGGAGAUGAUCAAAUUCCCAGUUUUUUGAUCCACGACGCAAGAUAUGCUUUAGCGACACCAUUGACAAUAAUCAUCAAUAAAGCUAUCUCCAGUUCUUCUUUUCCGACUCGUUGGAAACGUGCGAGAAUUGUACCGGUGCACAAGAAAAAUGAUUACACCCAGUUGAAAAACUAUCGACCGAUUGCAAUUCUGUCUAAUUUUGCCAAGGUUUUUGAGCAAGUAAUUUACAAAUCCAUAUUCAAUCACAUUCAGCCCUAUAUAUCCCCAAAUCAACACGGCUUCCUACCUGUCGUCGAAAAGAAUAUGGUGCUCAUUUUAUUUGGAAGCUUAUUCACAAUCGCUUAG
Messenger RNA from Zophobas morio, 2298 nucleotides. RefSeq lists its product as uncharacterized. Gene Ontology annotation, cellular component: extracellular matrix. NCBI's taxonomy places the organism in Eukaryota, Metazoa, Arthropoda, Insecta, Coleoptera, Tenebrionidae. The coding region runs from base 1 to 2298 and encodes 765 amino acids. The record is from RefSeq and is a predicted model, not a curated record. The transcript is spliced from 6 exons. Gene Ontology annotation, biological process: cell adhesion involved in heart morphogenesis; larval heart development.